AUGGCGAAAUCUUUCAAUACCUUGUUCCUGUUGAGUAUUGUUCUUCCAACAAUUUACUGGCUGUGGACAAAGAUACUGGCUUGGUCUACCAGAAAUAAAGCCGGAUGCUCUUCUCCGGUCAAGUACAAACACCUCGAUCGAAUCUUAGGAUUCGACCUCCUCGCGAAGAAGAUGAAGUACACAAAGGCCGGAAAGCUACUGGCUUUAGACGAUGAAUUGUUCGCAAAAUAUGGAAAAACAUUGCAUACACUAUUUUUUGGUAGAAAUCACUGGAUGACUAUGGAUCCUUUGGUUAUACAAACUGUCGCCGCUACUCAAGCCGAUAAGUUCGGAAGUGCGCCUUCGAACCGUAAGCCAGCUGGGCCGUUGCUAGGUGAUGGCGCCUUUACCACCGAUGGGCAUAUAUGGAAGUGGUCUCGAGAACUUCUCCAACCCGUCUUCAGUCGGUCACAAGUUUCUCAAUUAUCAGGGUUAGAGUCUCAUCUGCAACGCUUCCUUGAACGUAUUCCUCGUGAUGGUUCUACGAUCGAUAUCCAACCUCUCGCCCAGGGGCUUUUCUUAGAUAGUUCCAUGGAGUUUAUCUUCGGCAAAUCGUCUGGUUCCCUCUCACCUUCCGAACAAACUGCCCAAGCCAAACAGUUCUCAGAAGACUUUGACGAGGGCCUUCGAGGAAUGCGAAACAACUACAUGCCAGACAAAUUUUCAUGGCUUGUUGGUCCCGACAAGAAAUGGCUUGCUCAAUGCGCCAAGAUCCAUGCUACCUUGGAAGGUUAUAUUGACGAAGAGAUCAAGUUCCAAAAGCAGUCAAAGUUGCCAGGUACAUCAUCCAAGCCCAUGAAUGGCUCAUCGGGAUACCAACACGUUCUUCUCAAAGAGCUUGUUAAACAGUAUCCGGACGACAAGACUCUCAUUCGAAAUGAACUCAUGAACGUCUUUUUUGCAGCUAGAGAUUCAGUAGGAACGGUCACUUCUAGCAUGCUAUUUCUCCUCGCUAGAAGUCCUGAAAGUUGGGGGAAAUUGAGAGAAGAAGUUGCCGCUAUCGCACCUGAGCAAGAAUUGACUUUUGAGUUUCUCAAAUCCUUAAAAUAUGUGCAAGCUGUGAUUGACGAAACACUUCGACUCAUUCAUCCUGUCGAUCGAGCUUGGAGAACAUGUUUAUCCACUUGUAUCCUCCCACGUGGUGGCGGGAAGUCGGGGAACGAUCCUAUUUUACUACAACCAGGCGACCAAAUCGAAUUGAUAUAUGGUUGUAUGCAUAAAGACAAAGAUAUCUGGGGUGAUGAUGCAUCAGAAUUCAACCCGGACAGGAUGGUUCGACUUAAACACAGUUGGAAAUUUAUUCCAUUUUCCGGGGGGCGUCGCACAUGCCCGGCCCAGCAAAACGCAUACACUGAUAUGGCGUACUUCUUGGUCAGGAUGGUACAAGAGUUCAAGACUAUCCAUAAUCGGGAUGAUUGCUUAGAGUAUGUCGAGGAGUAUGUUAUGACCAAAUCCAGUCGAAAUGGAGUCAAAGUUGCAUUCUCAGUCAAGUAA
This is a messenger RNA of Botrytis deweyae, 1533 nucleotides long. RefSeq lists its product as uncharacterized. The transcript is spliced from 3 exons. NCBI's taxonomy places the organism in Eukaryota, Fungi, Ascomycota, Leotiomycetes, Helotiales, Sclerotiniaceae. Gene Ontology annotation, molecular function: heme binding; iron ion binding; oxidoreductase activity, acting on paired donors, with incorporation or reduction of molecular oxygen, reduced flavin or flavoprotein as one donor, and incorporation of one atom of oxygen. The coding region runs from base 1 to 1533 and encodes 510 amino acids. The record is from RefSeq and is a predicted model, not a curated record.